This is a messenger RNA of Ipomoea triloba (trilobed morning glory), 5108 nucleotides long. Its product is annotated as protein ESSENTIAL FOR POTEXVIRUS ACCUMULATION 1-like. Lineage: Eukaryota; Viridiplantae; Streptophyta; Magnoliopsida; Solanales; Convolvulaceae. Gene Ontology annotation, molecular function: protein binding. The transcript has 11 exons. Bases 205 to 4800 code for a protein of 1531 amino acids. The record is from RefSeq and is a predicted model, not a curated record.
UUGAUUUGGCUGUUGUGACUAUCCAAACACUCCUUACCAUUUUUCUGCUCGUUCUCCUCUCUGUAACUGCUGCUGUUCAUAGAUUUUGUGAACCCUAAAACUCUCUUCCGCCAUUCUCUUCUGCUUUCUCUCUGUCUCAACCUCUGUGCUUCUAUCGGUAACCGCUGAUAUUUAACUCUCUGUCGAAUUCACAUCCAAUACCCGAUGGCUGAAGGAAAGCUCGAUCUCCCCGACGACCUCCUCUCGUCAAGGUCCUCCGAUCAGACUUGGAUUCCGAAAGCUUCUGCAGGUAGCGACGAGGACAAGUCCUUCACAGGAGGAGUGCUUGAUUUGUCUAAGGAUCAAGCAGUGCAUGAUAGCAGCAUUCCAUUGUCUCCACAGUGGCUUUAUGCUAAACCAAUUGACACUAAGACAGACAUGCGUACUCCUAGUUCAUUGUCCCUCGGAAGUUCUGCAGAUUCAAGUCAGAAGGAGGCCUGGCGUACAGAUGCUCCUGAGGAUAAAAAGGAUUGGAGGAGGACCACAGCAGAGACUGAGAGUCGUCGUUGGCGUGAGGAAGAGAGGGAAACUGGUUCACUUGCUAGAAGGGAUCGUAGGAAACCAGAUCGCCGUGCUGUUGAGAAUGCUUCUGCCAAAGAAACAACUGAAAACAGAGCUUUGCCUACUUCUGACAGGUGGCAUGAUGGUGGUAAUCGCAAUGCAGGUCUUGAUGCAAGGCGUGAUAGCAAGUGGUCUUCUAGGUGGGGUCCUGAAGAAAAAGAGAAGGAAGCUCGCACAGAGAAAAAGAUUGACACUGAGAAGGAAGAUGCUAAUAGUGACACUCAAACUUUCGUUGCUAGCCGCUCUGUUUCAGAGCGGGACCCAGAUGCCCGUGAUAAGUGGCGACCACGCCACAGGCUGGAGGGAACUACUGCUGUCCCUGGUUCAUAUCGUACUGCUCCUGGAUUUGGGAUUGAGAAAGGACGUGCUGAAGGUUCAUAUGUGGGGUUUGUCAUAGGGCGUGGGAGAUCUAGCACGUCUAUUCAAAGACCGUCAAGUGGUGGAAUUGGUGCUGCACUAUCUGAGAGUGAUAAAAGUGUUCUUGGAAAACCAGUCACUGCUGCCAAUACCUUUUGCUAUCCAAGGGGUAAACUGCUUGAUAUUUAUCGCAAGCAGAGGAUUGACUCUUCUUUUGCUAAUGUUUAUGAGAAUAUGGAAGAAGCACCUCCAAUCACACUAGAAACUGUCAUUGAACCCUUAUCUUUGGUUGUUCCUGAUGCUGAUGAGGAGGCCAUUCUUAAUGAUAUAUGCACUGGAAAAAUCACGAGUAGUGGGGCUUUAUAUAAUUCUUAUAGGAAGGGCAGAUCAACUGAUAACAUUACUGAAAUUGAAGACAUGGAACCUUCCAAUGGAAAAGUGUCACCCCUCUCUACAGGUACAAUGGAAAAGAAGGUGGAUAUCAUUCCUAACUUAUCAAAAGAUAUUCACGAAUCAGCUGUUGACAACAACGCUAUUGAGACAAAUUUGCACGAGAUAGAAGGAAAAAACAGAGUUCCUGAAGUUGUUGCUGGAGAUGAUAUUUUGUCAACCUUGAUAAGAGAUGAGUAUAUAAACAGAUCGGUAGAUAUUGGGACUCAAUUUGAGGCUUCUGAACUCAUUCCUUCUCAUCGUGCCAAAACAACUGCUUCUGAUGGCAUUGGUUCUAAGCUUUCUAAUGAUUCAAAUUCCCUUAUUGGUAUGCCAUCUUCAGCACAAUACCUGGGACGCAACACUAUUGAAAACCAAUUAAAGAGGGGCAUUCCACCUGAGGAGUUAAGUAUGUUCUAUUGUGAUCCUCAAGGAGAGAUCCAGGGCCCAUUUCUUGGUGUUGACAUCAUUUCUUGGUUCGAACAAGGAUUUUUUGGAUCAGAUUUGCCAGUUCGUUUGGUAGAUGCCCCUGAAGAUUCACCUUUUGAAGAACUGGGUGAUGUUAUGCCCCACUUAAGAGUUAGAGAUGGUUAUGGUGGUGUCUCUGAUCCAAGUUCUAAAUUAGAACAACCUGCAACACCAGAGGGUGCAUUGAUAGCUGAUAUACAUGAUUCUGCAUCUACUGUAAUUGGUUCUUCAGCUGCUCGUGAUGGCUUGAUCUGGCAACCAUCGGAUUUCUCUGGUCCUUAUUCCCCGCAUAUUCAGUCAAAAGUAUCUGAUCAUGAAUUUCUUCAGUCAAAAAAAUCAUUUUCCAGGGGCAAUAACUUCAAUGAUUUUUAUGCUCAAGAUGAAGAAAUUGUUUUCCCAGGAAGGCCUGGAAGUGGUGGUAAUCCUAUUGGCAGAACAUCAGGGACCACCAGUGAUCCUUCAAGUAUUAUAAAUGGUUCAUCAAUACCAAAUGAAUUGUCUGAGCAUGGGAUUGCAGUUCAGAGAGAUAAUAAGUUGCAUCCAUUUGGUCUGCUAUGGUCUGAGCUUGAAGGCCCUUUUGCAAGGAAUGAUAGUAGAGCUGGUCAGGAUCAACUUGUAAACCCCAUUUCUGGAAGGGAUUCCUCAUUUGGCACAAUGAGUGAAUCAACUGUUUCUAUGGAGGCCAGGCCUGAUGCUUACAAAAGCAAUGUACACUCAGAUCAAAAUCCAUAUCAAGGUGCUAUGGAUGUUCGGCAUUUGUCACGGAUGGACCAGGAGUCAAACUGCUAUGAUUUGGCUGAUAAGCUGCUGUCUCAACAACUCCAACAACAGCAUCUUCCUCCACAUAGUUUGAUGUCUCAUAAUGCCCACAUGAAUGAUGCAAUGAUGGAAAGAGUGGGGACUCAGAAUUCAAUACACAGUCCACAUCUUGCCAGUCAAAUGGGGCAAGAUCUGGAACAGUUCAUUGCUCUUCAAGCACAACAGCAAAGACAAUUGCAAUUUCAACAACUGCAGCAGCAACAACAGUACCAUCAGCAGCAAAUGCUCCUGAAAGAACAGCAACAAUCUCAGGCGAGGGAGCAGCUGCUUCUUGAACAAAUAUUGCGGAAUCAAAUGCUUGAUUCCAAUCCUGGGCAAUCACAUGUUGAUGCUAUGAUAGCCAAUAGCGCUCUUGAACAGGUUUUGUUGAAGCAGAAAAUUUUAAGUGAGCUACAACAGCGCCCUCAUCUGCCUACACGGCAAGCUGACCCUUCCAUUGAGCAUCUUAUUCAAGCAAGGUUUGGUCAAAUGCCACAUCAAGAGCAUCAAAAUGAUUUGUUGGAGCUCUUAUCCAGAGCAAAACAUGGACAGAUGCAUCCAUUGGAGCAUCAGAUCAUUCAGCAUGAACAGCUGCAUGGUAGGCAGUUACCGAUGGGGUUGAGGAGGCAACGGAUGGAAAUGGAGGAAGACAGGCAAACUCCUUUCUGGCCAAUUAAUGAACCUGGUCAGUUUCUUAGAAAUCCUCCUGGUGCUCACCGUGCCAGCUCUGGAGUUGGGCCAUUAGAUCUUUUUCAGAAGCAACAGAUACUUUCUCCUGAAGAUCACAUUGGUCUCCUCGAGCGGAAUCUUCCAUUACAAGAUAGAAGGCCUCAACGCGGGCGUUAUGAUCCAGGGUUAAAUCCAUUUGAGCGAUCAAUGUCAUUGCCUGGAGGUGGAGUUAAUCUAGAUGUUGUAAAUACAAUGGCACGUGCACAGGGUUUACAUGUUCAAGACCCUAAUGUGCAAAUGCACUCUGGUGGUAAUGUAGGUGGGUUCUCUGGUGUCUACCACCAUCAGUCAUUGGUUCCCAAUGCAUUUCAUGGUUCUCAUUCAGAUUCAGUGGAGGGCCAAUGGUCCGAAAGCAAUGGUCAGUUACCAACUGAUUGGAUAGAAUCCCAUGUUCAGCGAUUGCAUCUUACUGGUGAGAGGCAAAUGAAGGAGUCAGAGAUGAAAAGGAGUUCUGAUGAUUCAAGUUUAUGGAUGUCUGCAGGAGGAAAUGAUGAAAGUUCAAGGCGUUUGCUUAUGGAACUGCUUCACCAGAAAUCUGAUCAGCAGUCAAUUCACCGUUCAGAAAAUUUGGUUGGAACUUCCUAUGAAAGGGGUCUAGCUUCAGCACAUACUUCUGGGACUAAUACUGUAAAUUAUAACUUCAAUUCUGUGUCUGAUCAAGAAAUGGGGCUAAGCCAAUCUCUCGUAGGGCCUAGUAGUUCUAAUUUAGAGAUUGCUAGUGAAAAAUUUUCCUUCAAUUCUCUUUCUGGAUCAUUAGUUGAAGAACCAUUCCUCUCUGGCAUAAAUGAUAAGGCCAGUUUGGCAAAUAUAGAUCAAGGGGAAGUCCCAGUUAGUGUUCUGAGAAGGAAUACUUCGCUCAGCACUGGAGGCUUGUACAGUGAUGACAUUCGUACUGGUGGUGCCCCGGUAGAGGAUGUAAAUAAGGAUCGUACAUCUGCUGCUACAUCAAGAGGUCCAGAAAACAUUUUGCUAAAACGUCCGCCUGUUUUGCGAGUUUUAUCAAAUCAAGAAGGUUUAUCUGAGAUGAACGUUGAUCGGCUUGUCAGAGGGAGAAGUCCUUCCAAUGUAGUAGCUUGUGAAGUGGAAAAACGGGAUGGAGGAGCUAAUGCAUUAAAUCAAGUCUCCGAUGCUGGUGCAACUGGGAAAAAAGACACAAGUUUUCGCCGAACUGCAUCUUUUGGUGAUGGAGAAGUUACAGAGACAUCAUUCAGUGACAUGCUUAAGAGUACUGCAAAGAAGGCCUCCCUGGAGGUUCAUUCUUCAACAGCUGCUUCUGAGUCGUCAUCAGAUGCAGCCCAGGGUGGUCGAAGCAACAAAAAGAAAGGGAAGAAAGGGAGACAGAUCGACCCAGCUCUUCUUGGAUUCAAGGUCACCAGCAAUCGCAUAAUGAUGGGUGAGAUACAGCGCAUAGAGGACUAGACAUUUAUUUAGCAUUGUUUUUCCUUGGCUGGAAUGGCUGGCUAUAUAGGUUGAGUCUCGUGUAAAUUUUCGCGGCAAAGAUUUUUAUUCCCCAGGUUGAUCACCCUCUUUCAUUUUCAUUUUUAGUUAUGUAGAAUGUAGUUUACUCUAAGUUGAAGUCCAUUACAUGUUCGCCAAAGAACUUUGUAUAGAUUGAAUUUUGUACAGACGGUGAUCAAUAGUGUUCUUAUACAAAGUGGAUGUUUGUAGCAUGAAUCUGUCUGUAUUCUUCUAAUAACAUCAAAUGUAUGUUAAUUUUUAUUUUCUAA